GUGUUUGCUCAUUAGUAUGUCUUGCUUAAUUUUAACAUAUAUAAAGAGUGAUAACUGAGUAAUUAAUCACAUUUCUGAAGCGAUCAUGGAGCUUGGACAAUUGUUUCUUUUCGUGGUCUUGUUAGUGGUGGGGUCACAUGGCUUCGAGGAAGAUCUUGAAGCGAAUGACGCGGUAUCGAACCAGACGGCGACCGCCUACAGCGCUGGGGUCCGCAUGGGAAUAAUCAAUCCCGAAAAAUACUCGCUUCGAACGUUUGAACAACAUGAAAGAGACAUCUUCAAAGAUACGUACAGAGAGUACCUUUCACUCAAUGGCAAUCAAACGAUUAGUUACCAAAAUUGGCUCUUAAUGAACAACUACGGAAUACUGUUCGAUACUCAGGAGUCUAUGUUCCAAAGAAAAAUAAGUAAGCGGUCCACAGCGGAUAACAAAAGACGUUUUGUGAAUACUGUGAGGAAAGGAGAUAUUUUGAUCACGGGCAGAGGCAGUGGGGGGUUGCUUGGCCACGCUGCAAUAAUGACAACCGAUACCUGGGUGUUGGAGAUGCCUGGAGGCAAGGGCUGGCAGAACGGGAUUCCGGACAACAACAGACAAAUAACUAAGCACAAGUGGUUUGAUAUUCACGCUUCUGAUUGGACGACAGUGUACCGGUGUCCCGAUGCUGGAAUAGCUUCACAAGCUGCGCGCUGGGCUGACCGCAAGUACUACAACCCAAACGAAGGGUCCACGAAGACCAUACACAUAACAUACGCAUUGACUACGAACUUCCAGACAACGAACCCAAGCUACUGCUCUAAACUGGUGCUGCAGGCGUAUUACUACGGCACUGGUAGCAACAAAGUGAUAAGAAAUCCUGGGAAUGCGAUAAUCGUUCCUACUUCAAUACCAACGUAUUUCUUGCGUCCCUAUUGGUUGACUAACAAAGGGAAGUUUUAACUUUUUUAUUGUAUUAGACAUUUAAGUGUUGCAUUUAUUUUUGUAUCUUGGCUGUGUGAUGUAUAGAUUAUAAUUGAUAGGUACCAUAUAUUAACUUACUACUUUGUAUAUUCAUUUAAAUAAAUAAUAUCUACUUAAACC
Molecule: messenger RNA, 1078 nt
Organism: Helicoverpa armigera (cotton bollworm)
Lineage: Eukaryota; Metazoa; Arthropoda; Insecta; Lepidoptera; Noctuidae
Exons: 2
Coding region: 86-937 (283 amino acids)
Source: RefSeq, a predicted model, not a curated record